This is a messenger RNA of Monopterus albus (swamp eel), 411 nucleotides long. RefSeq names its product bile salt-activated lipase-like. The transcript is spliced from 3 exons. Bases 31 to 396 code for a protein of 121 amino acids. NCBI's taxonomy places the organism in Eukaryota, Metazoa, Chordata, Actinopteri, Synbranchiformes, Synbranchidae. The record is from RefSeq and is a predicted model, not a curated record.
CUGAAGGUCGCCUGCCCCACUGAUGAGGGAAUGGCUGCCUGUUUGAAGAUGACUGAUCCCAUGCGCCUAACGUUGGCCGGAACUGUCAGCUUGGCUGGCUCCCGCGAUUAUCCACUGAUGGAUAACCUGGUCCUGUCUCCUGUGAUUGAUGGUGACUUCCUGCCAGAUGAGCCUUACAAUUUGUUCCACAAUGCGGCUGAUAUCGACUACAUCGCUGGAGUCAACGACAUGGAUGGGCACAUCUUCACGGGUGUAGAUGUUCCUUCAGUCAACACCCCACUGGUGGACACCCCUGUUGAAGAUGUGAAGAGACUCCUGGCUUCAUACACUAAGGACAAAGGGAAGCCUGGGCUGUACAAUACACACAGUAUAGAGACCGGUUUUCAUCAGAAUUAAUUUGACAGUUCUAGG